GAUCCGUAUGGCUGGGAUAAAUGGUCUGCAGGGGGUUGUGAGGAAGACGGUGAAUGAUGACCUACAGUCUAACAUCUGGGACCCCCAGCACAUGGACAAGAUCGUCCCCUCACUGCUCUUCAACCUGCAGAGUGGAGAGGGCACUGAGAGCCGCUCCCCCUCUCCCCUGCAGGCGUCGGAGAAAGAGAAGGAGAGUCCGGCAGAGCUGACGGAGCGCUGCUUCAGAGAGCUGCUGGGACGGGCUGCCUACGGCAACAUCAAGAACGCUGUCACACCAGUACUCAUGCACUUAGAUAACCACUCUCUGUGGGAGGGGAAGACCUUUGCAGUCCGCUGCUUUAAGAUCAUCAUGUACUCUAUCCAGUCGCAGCACUCUCACCUGGUCAUCCAGCAGCUGCUAGGUCACCUGGAUGCCAACAGUAAGAAUUCAGCCACAGUGCGUGCUGGGAUAGUGGAAGUCCUCCUGGAGGCUGCAGCCAUUGCUUCCAGCGGCUCUGUAGGCCCCACUGUGUUGGAGGUGUUUAACACUCUGCUAAGGCAGCUGCGUCUCAGUGUGGACUACGAGCUGACCGGCUCCUACGACGCCAGCGGAAACAUUGGCAUCAAGAUCAUCAAAACACAUGAGGAGAGACAGCUACAGGAAGCCGUCAUCAGGACUAUUGGGUCGUUUGCGAACACCCUCCCUACAUACCAGCGCUCCGAGGUCAUGCUCUUCAUCAUGGGCAAGAUUCCUGUACCAGGGGUACACCCCGCACUCACAAACGCAGGCUCAGGGGGUUGUGAAGGAACCAGGAUGAUCCAGAUCAUGCUGCUGAAGUCACUGGUUCAGGUGACGACAGGGUUCCAGACCACCAACAUGCUGACGGCGCUGCCCAACUCAUUCCUGGAGCCGCUGCUGUCCUUCUCUCUGAUGGAGGACCCGGAGGUCAGACUGCUGGUGCUCACCAUCCUCCUCAGUGUUAUAGACAGACACGACAACACACCCAAGUUCUCCAGCAUCAGCAUUAUAUCAGAUAUCUCUGUUCUCAAACUGAAAGUGGAUAAGUGCUCCCGACAGGACAACCUUUUCAUGAAAAAGCAUGCACAGCAGUUGUACCGCCACAUCUACUUGGCGUGUAAGGAGCAGAGCAGUGGUCCACAGCACUUUGAGACGCUCUACACCCUGCUGGCCCUCAUCAGCAUGGAACUGGCAAACGAAGAGGUGGUGGUUGACCUCAUCAGACUGGCCCUGGCCCUGCAGGAGUUGGCUCAAACCAACGAGGAGUCUCUGUCAGUCUAUAACCGCUGUGCUGUCCAUGCCCUCUCUGCUGCCUACCUCAACCUCAUCUGUCAACUCACCACCGUCCCCACCUUCUGUCAGCACAUACACGAGGUGAUUGAGAUGAGACAGAAGGAGGUACCCUUCCUUCUCCCUGAGGACAUCUUCAUAGAAAACCCCAAGCUCCCUGCCUCUCUGGAGAAGUUGGAGGGGGAUGUUCUGUUCCAGCAGUCUAAGAUCACAGAAGUCUUGGGGGGCAGCGGCUACAACACAGACAGGCUGGCCACACCCUACAUCCCUCAGUUCACAGAUGAGGAUCGUCUGUCCAAGAGGAAGAGCAUUGGAGAGACCAUCUCACUACAGGUGGAGGUGGAGUCAAGGAACAGCCCAGAGAAAGAGGAGAGGACUCCAGCAGAGGAGAUCACAUUUGAAACUCUGAAAAAUGCCAUUGUGGACAGUGUGGGGAUGGAGGAGCAGGAGAGAGAGCGCAGGAGGCAGGUGGUGGAGAAGUUCCAGAAGGCUCCCUUCGAGGAGAUAGCUGCCCACUGCGGUGCCAGGGCCACAUUGCUGCAGAGCAAACUCAAUCAGAUCUUUGAGAUCACAAUCCGACCCCCUCCCAGCCCGUCUGGCACCAUCUCAUCAGGCUACGGCCAGACCCAGAGCCGCUCGGUGCCCGUCUACGAGAUGAAGUUCCCUGACCUCUGUGUCUACUAGCCCUAAAGGUCAGGGGUCACCCUAGGAGGAGAGGGGAACAGGGGGUGUUGAGCUACAGCAGCCCUCGGUGUUAAAACAACUACAGACACUGUGACCUGCUCCCCAUUCUCAUUCUGUCAAGAGCUACCGACAUGACUGACCAUGUGUUUUUUGCACUGUGAUCGCAGACUAAACAAAGACAAACAAAAAGGCAGCAGUGUGAGAUAUCGACCCUUCAGCCUUUGCUCGGCCCCUCACCCCCCCAUCCUAAAAAUUCCCAUAUGACUGUCACCGGCUUGGGGUAGACUGUAGCCAGAAAGACCGUGGAGAAGAACGAUGGAUGGAUAGAACAGGGAGGAGAGAACAUAGUGAUCCCCAGUUUGAACCUUCUUUUCCCCCUGAUUAACUUACUGCAUGCCCACCACUCUAAACACCACCCUUGAUCCCAUUACUAGUGUCUAGUCGUUGUCCUAGUUUGUCCCUCACUGGAUGCAUUACUACUCAAAGUGCACCAACAACAAAAUGGCUAAUUGCCAAAUGUAACAAAAUCAAAUGUUCUCAUUAGUUUUAUUGUAUUGCAAUUAUUUAGUUUUUCAGUACUGGAAAGGGACAAUGUUAAAUACCUGACAAUGGAAGCUGUAAUGAAAAAUGUAUGGAAUCUAGUGUUUUAGUUUUCAGUGGGAUGACUACUUCUGAAACACUAUCCCCACUCCCUGCUCAGACCAUUCAGUUCUAAGUCAACGGUGCAUUGUGUUUGCUUGGUGCUUUUCAUAUCUUUUUAAGUUUUUAUUUGAAGUCUCUGGGGUGAGAACUCCAGAGUAUUUUUUUGUGUCGCUGCGUGUUAGCCGGGUGUGCUUUUGAUGCUGACCCAAAUGAUCUUAAUUUUGUAUUUUUUACCCCCUUGCUUUUUAAAUGUUGUAUAUUGUAAUCCAUGAUUUGACCGCAAAGGUUAAAGUGUGUGACGUGUGUGCUGUCCUCCGAAAUGUGAGAGUGCCCUACAGAUGACAGCAGAACUAGAUUCAACCAGUCCAACCGUUCAUAAAACCAGUCAUAGCUUUCCCACUAAGGAUCUGAAGAGUGUACAGUUAUGUUUACAUGCUCAAACACAAGCAUAUGGGUCGUUCCAUCAAUACGGUGCCUUUUGAGAUGUGAAACUUCUGAUUUCACCUCAUUGUUGUAAAGAGUAAGAUAUACAAAUAAUACUGUAUAUAGUAAGUGCCUAUUAAGUGGCAAAUAAAGUAACAGGAUUGACGAUUUCAUUUAAAUCAGCCACAAAUCCCAUUACAAGGGAAUUGUAAGCUUGUUGUGUGCAACAGGGAGGGGCAAUUGCAUGGAUUUGUUAAAACAUUUCUAGGCUGUCCAUAUGGGUCACAGGCUUGACGUGUUAUGCUUGACCCACUCAGUUUUCACCACAAAACACCAGAAAAUGGCCAAAAAGAGUGGAACCAGCUCACCUGCUCUGUUAUUACGAUUUGACUAUUAGAUGGUUAACAUUUCUUGAAGUUUUUUUUUUUUUUCAAAGGAAUAGUUUCA
Molecule: messenger RNA, 3484 nt
Organism: Oncorhynchus gorbuscha (pink salmon)
Lineage: Eukaryota; Metazoa; Chordata; Actinopteri; Salmoniformes; Salmonidae
Product: protein EFR3 homolog B
Exons: 18
Biological process (GO): protein localization to plasma membrane
Cellular component (GO): plasma membrane
Source: RefSeq, a predicted model, not a curated record